Messenger RNA from Penaeus chinensis, 592 nucleotides. RefSeq lists its product as uncharacterized. NCBI's taxonomy places the organism in Eukaryota, Metazoa, Arthropoda, Malacostraca, Decapoda, Penaeidae. The record is from RefSeq and is a predicted model, not a curated record. The coding region runs from base 58 to 390 and encodes 110 amino acids. The transcript has 6 exons.
UGCUCCAGUGGAUCUCCACGAAGGAAAGCAAGUCGUCAUCCUUGAGGGUUUAAGAACAUGAAAGCUGUCAUCAUAUCUUGCCUGUUCGCGGCCGCUUUGGUGGCAAAUGCCGAGGUUGAGAAGGCAAAUGCCGAGGAUGAGAAGGGUCCGAAGGAAAUGAACCUGGUCCGUACCAAGAGGGAGCUUAAUUAUCCCGCGGCGUACGAGACUGAACACAGUGAGUCUGGCGGUGCAGAUCUUAUCAUUCAGGUGAAGCAGAUGGUAAAUGGUGGUUCAUCCUGUUGCUGUGGAGGCAGUUGCUGUGGUCAUUGUUGCCAUCGUAAUGGGCAUGAUUGUGCCGAAAACAAUGAGGAAACUGAAAGCUUACCCACUUUAGUUCCUGUUCCAUAAGAAAUUAUAUGGAAAAGGCAAACCAUUUCCAGAACAAACUUCAUUCUUAGAUACCCGAAAAUAAUGUCAGAUUUUUAGAGGGCUUUUCUGUGUUGCACGAAUAUAAAUUAAUGUACUGCAUAUGUUCUGGUAUUAUAUGACAGAAAAAAACAUUAUAUGGAGCAUGAACAAUUUGGCUUAAAUAAACUUUGGAUCAAUCUGA